UGUAGGGCCACCAUGCCACCCUCCUUAGCUCCGAAGGGCCUCCUCGCUGCCUGCGUGCUCGCUGCCUUGGCUUUCAGCUCUGUGGAGAGUUAUAAAUGCACAAGGUGUGCUCUCAAUACAUGUCAUUUUAGCACACAGAUGGGAUGUGAGACCUCUCAAAGCUGCUUCAGCUACAGACAAGAAUUAUUUUGGACAGGGCAGCCCUUGGUGUUUGUAGAAGAGAAAGGCUGUGCAGAACGCCAGUGUGUCCCGCUGAACUUCUCAGCCACACUGGGGACCAAUAUGAUGUUCGCGUAUGGCCACCAAUGCUGCAGCUCUGAGCUGUGUAACACCGGGGACUUCCAAGUGCCUCAGAAGUCCUCAGUCCUCAACGGCGUCCAGUGCCCUGCCUGCUACGCGGAGAACAACAGUCACUGUGAAGCAGUUCUCCUCAAUUGCACCGGUGCUGAGACUAGGUGUGUCCAUGUGGAAGGCACAGGUAUGCACACUUCCAAGCCUUUCUUGUUCAGCUUCUAA
Molecule: messenger RNA, 516 nt
Organism: Pteropus alecto (black flying fox)
Lineage: Eukaryota; Metazoa; Chordata; Mammalia; Chiroptera; Pteropodidae
Product: protein RoBo-1-like
Exons: 4
Coding region: 13-516 (167 amino acids)
Source: RefSeq, a predicted model, not a curated record